Molecule: messenger RNA, 5967 nt
Organism: Closterium sp. Yama58-4
Lineage: Eukaryota; Viridiplantae; Streptophyta; Zygnematophyceae; Desmidiales; Closteriaceae
Source: the annotation of a GenBank genome assembly
AUGAGGGGAGGCGUGGGGAAGUGGGGAGAGGAGGGGGGAGCGGAGGGGGAAGGGGAGAAAGAGCAGGAAAAGGGAGAGGAGGAGGAAGGAGGGAAGGGAGGAGGAGAGGGAGAAGCAGAGGGAGCUGGGAAAGAGGAGGGAGGCGAGGAGGGAGGGGCAGGGAGGGGUGCUGUGGAUGAGAGAGACGGAGCUACAGCAGGGGCUGUUGCUGAGAGAGAAGGGCUGGGGAGUGCAGUAGCAGAGGAGACUGUAACGAGGAAAGAGGUGGGAGAUGGUGUUGUGGGUGGUGGUGUGGAAGGGGGUGCAAGCGGAGGGAGGAAGCAUAAGGCAAGUGGAUCGUCCAGAGGUGGGGAGCAGAGGGCGAAACCGGGCGGCGUGGAGUGGACGCUAGUGGCGGAUGUGGACGGCGAGGAGGUGCUGGCUGACGUGGCAGCAAUGAUGGUGCAGCCGCUGCGAACAGUGAAGGGGCGGCUGGUGGUUACCACCACUCGCCUGUGGUUCCACGUGGAUUCAUCUGUGCCCUUCCGAGAGAGAGGGUGCGGUGGAAAGGGCGAGACAAGUGAGAAAGGAGAGGUGGGAGAGAAGGGUGAGGUGGGUGGAGGGGAGAAGGAGGGUGGGCAGGAUGUUGCAGAGACGGAGGCAUUGGUUUCUAGUAGCAACGGUGAAAAAGGUGGCAAGGCUGGCAGGAGCGGAGGAGCGACAGGAGGAGAGCGGGCUGAGCGUGGAAGCAUGGGCGAUCGCGUCUGGCGGCUGUCGUCUGUUCGCGAAGUGCUGACUCGUCGCUACCUGUUGCGGCGCUCUGCCCUGGAGAUAUUCAUGAUCGACCGAUCCAACUUCUUCUUUGCCUUUGAGGGAGCCGAGGAGCGCAAGAGAGUGCACCGCGCCAUUGAGAGGGCCCACCCGCCGCACUUCCAGCACCUCUUCUCCGCCUCUCAGCGACCGGAGACCAUUCUUGAGAAGCUUCAGCUCACCAAGAAAUGGGUCAACAGAGAGAUCACCAACUUUGAGUACCUCAUGCUUCUCAACACUCUUGCAGGCCGAUCCUUCAACGAUGUCACCCAGUACCCCGUCUUCCCCUGGGUAAUUCAGGAUUAUACCUCCAAGGAGCUCGAUCUCACCAAAGCAGCCACGUUCCGCGACCUCUCCAAGCCCAUGGGAGCGUUGACUCAGCCUCGCCUGGCGAAGAUAAUCGAGCGCUACGAGUCGUUUGACGACCCUGUGAUCCCCAAGUUCCACCACGGCACGCACUACUCCAGCGCUGCCAUUGCCUCCCACUAUCUCGUGCGUCUCGAGCCCUUCACAUCCCUAGCUGUAUCCUUGCAAGGAGGAAAGCUAGACCAUCCCGACCGGCUCUUCCGGGACGUGGCGAGCACGUGGAGAGGGGUGACCACUGAUAUGGCCGAUGUUAAAGAGCUGAUCCCCGAGUGGUUCUGCCUUCCUGAGAUGUUUCAGAACGUCAACAGACUUGCGCUGGGAGCCACACAGCAAGGAGAGGAGAUUGGUGAUGUGGUCUUGCCGCCCUGGGCGGACAGCGCGGUUGACUUUGUGCACAAGCAGCGGGCGGCGCUGGAGAGCGAGUACGUCAGCAGCAACCUGCACCAUUGGAUCGACCUCAUCUUCGGGUACAAGCAGACGGGGCAAGAGGCAGUGAAGGCACACAACGUGUUCUUCUAUGUAACGUACGAGGGGGCAGUUGAUAUCGACUCGGUUCACGACCCUGUCACUCGUCAAGGCCUGCAGGAUCAGAUUAAGUACUUCGGCCAGACGCCCUCACACCUCUUCACCGCUCCUCACCCCAAGCGCAUUCCUCUCGACCGAGCCCUGCACCUGCAUACCAUAUUCCGCAAGCCCAACGAGAUUCUCCCCUACGUGCUCCCCCGCCCCGAGACCCUCAAUGUGCCGGCCGCCCGGCUGCACGCCACGUCAGACGCGAUCAUCACCGUCGAUCACAACGUGCCAGCCUGUCACAUCGCCGUGCACCAGUGGCAGCCCAACACGCCGGACGGCCACGGCUGGCCUUUUCUGUUCCAGCCCGGGCGGGCGUCUCUUUCGGGCGGCGCGCUCCUCCGCAUGCUCAAAAGCUCAGCCCCGGGGUUCGGUGCGGGCGGCAUAGUGGCAGGGCUAGGUAUGGGAAUCGGGGGAAGCGGCUUCGGAGGUUCGGUUGGGACAGGCGGAGGGUUGGGUGGAGCUGGUUCGGGAGUGGGGGUAGGGGGAGGAGGAGGAGGAGGAGCAGGGGACGGAGCAGGAGGAGGGGGUGGAGGAGGAGGAGGGAUGGUUUCUGAGACGUCGAUUUACCCGCGGCUGCUCGCACUCCCUGCGAGGGGCAUUCGCCGCCCAAAGGAGCUUAUGGCGAUCACGCCGGACGGCAAGAAUCUGAUCACGGGCGGCCACGCGGACUGUUCUGUGAAGCUAAUUUCACUCGAUACCACCAGAGUGGUCGAGUCAGCAGUGGUGCAUACCGCUCCUGUCACCUCCCUGAGCCUAUCUCCUGAAGGGGCGACACUGGUUACAGGGGCAGCAGACGGGACGGUGAUGCUGUGGCAUGUGAACACCUCAGCUUCGCUCGCUGCUGCUGCUUCGAGCCUCGCUGCGAGCAUGCUGGGAACGCCAGACAGUGCUGCUUCUUCUGCUUCUCAGGGGUUCUCGGGAGGGCCGCAUGACCCAUCCCUUGUGUCGUCUCCUGAAGCAGCGAGUAGGAGGGAGGAGGACGAGGAGGAGGAGGAGGAGGAGGAGGAGGCGCGGAGAAGGCGAGGCAGCGGCAGCAGCGAUUCUCCUGCUGUGUCUAGUCUCGCUGGUAGGAUGCUCUCUGGUCUCGCUGCUUCUAGUCUCGCUGCCGGCCGAGCGUCUAUAGAGCAAGUCAAGAAAAAGCUGAGGCGACUGGAGGGUCCCGUGCAUGUGCUGAGAGGGCAUACAGAUGAGGUGGUCUGCUGCGCCGUUUCCUCGGACCUAGAUAUCGCCGCCUCGUCUUCCCUCUCCUCGGGUGUUCUUUUACACUCGAUUAUGCGCGGAAAGUUUCUUCGCGCCCUGCCCGGGGUCGCCCGGGCAGACGUGCUCGCGAUUUCCCCCGAGGGGCUGGUGGUGGUGUGGGAAUUAGCUAAGCGUGCGCUAAGAGUUUUCACGAUAAAUGCCGAGCCGGUGGCGGCUGUGGGGGUUCCGGAGGAGGAUGGGGAUGUGAGUGCGGUGCAGAUCUCUGCAGAUGGGUUGUAUGUGGUGGUGGGGACGGAUUGCACCAGGGAGAGAGGGUCUGCCAUUUCGCUGCUUGAGAUCUUCACUCUCAAGGCACUGUAUCGCUUCAAGCUGCCCGAGAGCAGCGAUGUAACGUCCCUGGCCCUGUCAGCAGACAACACCAACCUCAUUUGCUCUGCUUCUGUCGUGCUCUCCCCGGGCCACCUCAUUCUCUACAGUAACCCAAUUCUAAGUGUGAAGAUGGUGGAUCAGAUGCUUAGGCUGGGAUGGGAGGGAGGAGGCCUUCAUCGUCCUGACAAGAAGCAUAGUAGACAUUCGAUAAGGUCAAUUAAGGAGCAGAAGGAAGGUUUGAAGUUGGUAACAGUGCAGGAUAACAGAGGGAAUACGCCUGUCCACGUGGCAGCUAGGAUGGGUCAUGCCUCGGUGAUCCAGUUGCUGAGGGACGCCGGAGCUGACAUGCAGGCUCGGAAUCUGGCUGGGGAGACUCCCGAGGCUCUGGUGCAGCGCCGGCUGAUGGAUUUGCGGCGCCGAGCCGCAGAAGCAGCUUUGGAAAAAGCUGGAAGCGUGUGGGGAGAGGGGAGUGAUAAUGAGGGGUACUUUGGUGGUGGUGGUGGUGGUUAUGGUAAUGGUUCAAUUAAUGCUGCUUUGUGGGGAGAUCCCGAGGAGAAUGCAGAGGCAGCAGCUGCUGAGGCUCGGUACCACAGGUUCGGGUCCCGAUCCGACAGGUUCGGGUCCCGAUCCGACAGGUUCGGGUCCCGAUCCGACAGGUUCGGUGCCGGGCCAUGGGGAGCUGAUGACGCUUGGAGGGAUGACGUGGCAGCUCAGAUGAAGAGCAGGAUGAGAAGGGACGAGGAGAGCCACCGGGCGGCAGUUUUUGGAGCGAAGCAGGAGGAGGAAGCGGACAAGAGGAGGCGGUGGGAGGAGGAGAGGAAGAUACGGGAGGAAGAAGCGAGGAAGGUUCUGGAAGCAGAACAGGCCAAGGAUAAGGCAUGGAGAGCAGCGAUUAAGGAGCAAGUACAGAAAAAGAAGACGGUACAGAAGCAGGAGGAUUAUGAUGAGCGAUGGAGGAGAUUUUAUAAGUCAUGUGACAUGGGUAUUACCAUGGCUGAUGUGCCGUUCCCAGUGGUGGGUGGGGGGGAGGAGGAGCUGAAGCAUGUGAUUCUGCAUGGCGUGCCCAGGGAGCAGCACCGGAAGAGGAUGAGAGAGGAGGUGGUUCGAUGGCAUCCUGACAAGUUUAUGCAGAAGUGGGGAUUGCGGUUACACGACAAGCACCGGAGCAGCAUUGAGAAGAGAGUGAAGGAGCUCUCUCAAGCCAUUAACAACAUUUAUGCAUCGCUCAAGCAGGUGAUUUUUCUUCGCAUCUCGUCGCAUUCUGUCGCAUUCCGUCGCCACCAGUCGCUCAUGAGUCGCGGACCCGCCAAGGAGGCUCAGGCGAAGAAGCUCCAUCGUGACAUCUGGGCCUCCGUCGCCGGCGACUCGCAGGCAGGUGAUUUCCGAGGGAGGUGCUUUUCAGGGGAGGUGGAUUGCAGGCAGCCAUGUGUCGAAUCCAUGGCAGCUAACGGGUGUUCCAUCGCAGGUGACCUUCUCCAGGAGGACUUUCUCACCUCCAUUGCUCGCAUCAACGCCGCCAUGUAUCUGCUGCAGCUGAACCUCCCCCCUCUCCUGGUUCCCAUCUCCCCGGUCUUCCGCCCCUUGUCUCCCCAGGAGGACUUUCUCACCUCCAUUACUCGCAUCAACGCCGCCAUGUAUCUGCUGCAGCUGAACCUCCCCCCUCUCCUGGUUCCCAUCUCCCCGGUCUUCCGCCCCUUGUCUCCCCAGGAGGACUUUCUCACCUCCAUUGCUCGCAUCAACGCCGCCAUGUAUCUGCUGCAGCUGAACCUCCCCCCUCUCCUGGUUCCCAUCUCCCCGGUCUUCCGCCCCUUGUCUCCCCAGGAGGACUUUCUCACCUCCAUUGCUCGCAUCAACGCCGCCAUGUAUCUGCUGCAGCUGAACCUCCCCCCUCUCCUGGAGGAUUUUCUCACUUCCAUCGGUCGAAUCAACGCCGCCCUCUCGCUGCUGCAGCUGGAGCUGCGGGCAGCAGCCGACCAGGCGGACGGCGGGCUUUGGUACGGAGUGGUGAACCGGGCGGCAGACAGCCAGGGCAAGCUGGGGACGACGUACAGUCACGAGGAGAUCCAGUACUUCAAAUGCCUCGUGGAGCACGUGGUAACCGCAUCCAACGGCUCAGGAUGCAUCUCCAGCAUCGCAGCGCUGCACCUCACCCCUGCUCCUAGCUCCACUCAGCCGAACCCAAUGCAAGACCCUCUCUCCCCAUCAUCAUCGCAACCUCCCCUCUCCCCGCCUGCCACCCGCACGCACACCCUCUCACUAGCUGACAAAGAACGCCUAAUCGCUGACCUGGCGAACAACCAUUGGCUCAGCAUCUCAAGCGAUUCGAGAGAUGGCAGUAGUGGUGGCGGCAGCAGCGGUGGUGGCGGUGGUGGUAGCAGUAGCGGUGGUGGGAGGAGGGGGGUGCAAGGGAGUGUGGGGCUGGGAGUGAGAACGUAUCUGGAGCUACAGCAGUAUUUGAAGAGCAUUGAAGGGGUGGUGGUGUGCGAUGUGUGCCACGAUGCUGCAGUGAAUGCUGUGUGCUGUGCCUCCCCAGGCUGUGAAUACCGCCUGCACCAGUACUGCCUGCCCGCCAAGUUCCAUCGAGUUAAGAAUCCCAAGUGCCCUCAGUGCGAUGCACCCUGGCCUUCCACUACCAUGGCUUGGCGAUGCAUCUUACGCGUGUGGGAGUGA